UUGCUGAUUGCAAGCAAGGGAAGGCAAAUGCGAAAUGGCUUGACAGUGGCAAAGACAAUAAUAUUGCAGACAGUAAAGAGUUAUCAAGUAAAGCCGCGUCCUCGCUUUACCACUUCUAGCGAACAUCUGCAUCGCCUCUGACUGGAGGCUCUGUCACCAAGUAACAGCUAGUGUGAUAGAGUGAGUUGUGGCAACUAGCGGACUGAAUGCACGAGGAAAUUAUGCCGUCGGACUACCCUCGGGACGUAGCGAAAAUUGCUUAGAGAGCUCAGUCUUGCUGCAGGACAACUUCCACGGGUGCCUAUCGCUGUGGUGUCGACUGAUCAGUGCCAAAGUCUCAAACGCUCUGCACUGAAAAAUGGCCACCACGCAAGGCUUUCAACAGCAGCUCUCGGCGCAUUUGGACAUAGUGGAACAGUACUCGAUUAAAAAUGUCGAGAGACACAAUACCCUGACGCCGCUAAAAGGGGCUGCCAGAAUGGCAAGUCGGGCGGAGAAAACUCCGCGUUCCUCUGAUGACAUCCUGCUAACGCUACUGCAUGCGAAAAAGAGAAGGAAGAAACUAACGUCAGUGGAGAGCCAGAGGCUGUUGUUAGUGUACGAUGAAGUUGUUCGUCAGGCUGAGAUUUGCCUAGUCCUGCCUUCGAUCUGCGGCGAUAGUGAAGCAUUUCUUGGACGAUAUUCUGUUCAGCUGGGAGAAGACCUGUGUAGAGCUAUGGAGCAGCAUGUCGGAUUGAGCAAGUCCCUUGUCGAGACUACGAGUGCGGCUGCUGACGUGGAGGAGCAGUACAUCGCUGGUAUCACCAGUGGAACGUUACAGACGUCGGUGCGUACCAUCCUGCGUGCCGUGUCCAAAAACCCGGAGAUCGCGCCCGUGUUCAGCAUGAUAGACCCGGCGGUGGCACUGGAGAACCAGGCCGGCAGGCUGCUCAUCCAGCUACUCCAGGACUAUCGGCGCGAGACUCACGUGCACAUCUCCGAGAGCCGACAUGACGAGGUCGUGCGGGAGCAGAGCAUUGCCAGCCUGCGCGAGAUCCAAUCCAAGCGUGAAACGCAGACCAGGGAGUUGGAGAAGGAAAUCGCCAAACAGAAGCAGGUUCUAACUGGAAAGGUGGCAGAGAGGGGUGAAGUGCUAAACAAACUUGCCAUGAAGGCUGCAGAACUUGAUCAGGCAACCAAGAUCUUUGGCAGAAAGAUGAAAGAGCAAGCUGAUGCUACCAUACAGGAGGGAGAUAGAACCGACAUCAUCAAGCAAUUGAAAACUCAACUGACGGAGAGUCGAGCACGGCUGGAUGAGCAGAUACAGAAGCAGAGGGGAGUCCAGAGUGAGCAACGCAAGAGAAACUUUCGCGUAGAGAAUGAAGUAGACACCUGGAUACGUAAAUACGAUGAUGAUAUGGGCGAGAAGCAGGCUCGCUUUGAUGAACUGGACGCGGCUCACAACACUGAGAAGGCACAGCUGGAUGAGUUGACGGUGCGCUUCAAGGGCCUAUCCUUUAAGCGUGACGUCAUCUUGGAAGAGAGAAGGCUGGCGGCGGAGAAACGGGCGCAGGAAGAACGAGAGAUGCACCUGCAGCUGUCAGCAGCCCUCAAGAUCCAGUACAUGUGGAGGAAGUUCCGCACGAGAAGAGCCCUCUCCAAGAAGAGCAGGAAGGGCAAGCGCAGUGGCAAGAAGGGAAAGAAAGGCAAAGGAAGCGGCAAGAAAAAGGGCAGUGGCAAGAAGAAGAAGUGAUGCCUUUCGCAUGUUUUGUACGUAAACUUGACCGGAGAACAUUUGUCUCGAAAAGUAAUGUUGAGAGAUUUUUUGUAUUGAGGACAUAAUCUAUAUCAUGCAAGCUAGUGCGCCCCUUUUGAAACCGUUUACGCAUAUUGUGCUCAUACUCAAUACAUGUACUUACAAUACAGCGUGUGCCACAUA
Sycon ciliatum is the source of this 1918-nucleotide messenger RNA. RefSeq names its product dynein regulatory complex protein 10-like. The transcript has 4 exons. Lineage: Eukaryota; Metazoa; Porifera; Calcarea; Leucosolenida; Sycettidae. Bases 359 to 1732 code for a protein of 457 amino acids. The record is from RefSeq and is a predicted model, not a curated record. Gene Ontology annotation, molecular function: protein binding.